AGGGGAGUUCUGAAGCGAGCGGUUUUGGUGCAGCUUGCUUCAGAAAAAAAGAGAUCGGCAGCUCGGCCACCGGCGGCUCCCUCGGAAUUUCCCUCCUUACCGGCCCUCUCCCGAUCGUCCUUUCUCCCCUCUCCACUUCCUUGCCGUAUUCCUGUCUCCACCUUCUCGUAAUCUUCCCGCUCCUGCUCCGAGUUUGGGAGCCGCCCCCUCCGCUUCUCAGCUGGACUUCAGUUUAUCUUUGCAGCUAUUGGAAAGUGAUUGUUUUGAAGUAAUGCCCACAGAAAGUGGAAGCUGUGCCAGCGCUCGCCAAGCAAAGCAGAAACGAAAAUCUCACAGUCUUUCUAUACGAAGAACCAACAGCUCUGAACAAGAGCGAUCGGGAUUGCAGAGGGAGAUGCUAGAAGGCCAGGAUUCAAAGCUUCCAUCAUCUGUUAGAAAUACACUUCUGGAGCUUUUUGGUCAAAUAGAAAGAGAAUUUGAGAACCUCUACAUUGAGAAUCUUGAAUUACGCAGAGAGAUUGAUACACUUAAUGAACGCUUAGCAGCUGAAGGCCAAGCCAUUGAUGGAGCAGAAUUGAGCAAGGGGCAGCUGAAAACCAAAGCCAGCCAUAGCACCAGUCAGCUCUCUCAGAAAUUAAAGACUACUUACAAGGCAUCAACUAGCAAGAUAGUCUCCAGUUUCAAAACAACAACAUCCAGAGCAAUAUGCCAGCUAGUGAAAGAAUAUAUUGGACAUCGGGAUGGCAUUUGGGAUGUCAGUGUUACAAAAACUCAACCUAUAGUGCUUGGGACAGCAUCAGCUGAUCACACUGCUUUGCUGUGGAGCAUAGAGACAGGAAAGUGUCUUGUCAAAUAUGUUGGGCAUGCUGGAUCAGUAAAUUCCAUAAAGUUCCAUCCAACAGAACAGGUGUCUCUUACAGCUUCAGGAGACCAGACAGCUCAUAUUUGGAGGUAUAUGGUGCAGUUGCCCACCCCUCAACCUACUGCAGACUGCAAUCAAAUGUCUGGUGAAGAUGAAGUUGAGUUCUCUGAUAAGGAUGAACCUGAUGGAGAUGGCGAUGGCUCUAGUGAUUGUCCCACCAUCCGAGUUCCUUUGACCUCCCUAAAAAGCCAUCAGGGUGUAGUCAUAGCAGCUGAUUGGCUGGUUGGAGGGAAGCAAGCAGUGACAGCUUCAUGGGACAGGACGGCCAACCUGUAUGAUGUGGAGACAUCUGAACUUGUGCACUCUCUGACAGGACAUGACCAAGAACUUACACACUGUUGCACCCAUCCCACCCAGCGCCUUGUGGUAACUUCAUCACGUGACACAACCUUCCGUCUGUGGGAUUUCAGAGACCCGUCUAUCCAUUCUGUGAACGUCUUUCAGGGCCAUACAGACACUGUGACUUCAGCUGUUUUCACUGUGGGGGACAAUGUGGUUUCAGGUAGUGACGAUCGUACUGUGAAAGUUUGGGACUUGAAAAAUAUGAGGUCACCCAUUGCCACUAUUCGCACAGACUCUGCAGUAAACAGGAUUAAUGUUUGUGUCGGCCAAAAAAUCAUUGCCCUUCCACAUGACAACCGACAGGUUAGAUUAUUUGACAUGUCUGGAGUGCGAUUAGCACGUCUUCCUCGCAGCAACAGACAGGGCCAUAGAAGAAUGGUCUGCUGUUCAGCAUGGAGUGAAGAUCAUCCAAUAUGCAAUCUGUUCACUUGUGGAUUUGAUCGCCAGGCUAUUGGGUGGAACAUCAACAUCCCUGCUCUGCUUCAGGAAAAAUGAGAAGCUUCCCUCUUUUCCCCCCAGUUUUAUUGCCACAGACUUUGUGCAGACUUCCCUAUAAGCUGCAGUCAAUGUAAAAGGUGCACCUUGAAACGGGGGGCAGGUGGAAUUGUGAAUAUUGUUACUGCAUUGUGCACAGUUGCAUGAAAUGUACAGAAAAAAAUGUGACCUUUUCAAAGAAGUUAGGUUCUUGUGUAUGAACUUUUUUAUCUUGACACCUACUGGUGUCUAGAAGGAUGCUUAGCUUUCCUAUGGAGCAUAUAUGUUUGCGAGUUACUCAGCCUAGUUGAACGUUAGGGCAUUAAGUUCAGUUUAAAUAUGAAUUCUAUGUACUUAUUGUGAAAAAUCUAUAGCCCGCCUUUCCCCCAUCACAUUACACAUUUGCCCUGUGAUUAAAAGAGAAUAUAAGGCUAAUCUUUAAGAUGAAGGAGGGAGGGGUUUACUGCAGCGUAUAGCUGAGCCUUUCUUGUGUCUAUAUACAGUUUGACCUGAGGACUCAAAUAUAGUAUUAAUUCCAACUCCCAAUAUACCUUAGUUACUGAAUUAAAAACAAGGGUUAGGGAAGGAAACCAUAAAUAACUUUAUGUAUUAGAUAUAAAAUGUUGGAUUGCCAUAUUGGGAAUACUCCUAUACAUUUCAAGACCUAUUUAAAUUAUUACCCUCCUGGCCUGAGGAACCACUCUGUGUUUCAGAUUCUCACAUAAGGCAAACAAUAUUUUACAAUCAUGGAAAUCUGAACAAGUUCUUAAAGCACUUUAGUUUAUAGCAACUGUUAUAAACCCCAAGUGUCCAAUGACAUUUCCUAGAGAAUGUGAGACUUGUAUCUAAGAAGGAUUUACAUUACUAGAUUUUUGUGAAUAUUUUAAAGCCAGUGAAUAAAUCUUGUUAUUUUGCUUGUUUUUAUUUUUUUUAAAAUACACCUGUGUUUUAAUAUAAAUUAACAUGGGAAUUUUCCCAUCAUAAUUCUGUUUGAGCCAAUGACAACACAAAGGCCAUGUUCCAAACAGCCAUAUCAUUCUGCAAUACAAGGGGCAUCGUUUCUCUCCCUUCCCUCUCUCCCAUUUAAUGACCAUUCUUGAAAACGAGAUUUUUUAAAAUCUUUUUAUGGGAUGGUUGCAUUGUGGUUGGUGCAGUUGGAGACGAGUCUGCUGUUCAGAAAAGGAAAACAAAAUAACCUUACUGGGUGCAUACAGUCCCUUGAUCUGCCUAAUACAGUACUCUGAAUCAUGGCCCUUGUAACCAAGAGUGCUACCUCAACAAUAAAGGUGGGGCUGCUUUUGAAUCUUGCUGUUCAACUUGGAAUAAGAUACAUUGCACCUCAUUCUGACAUGCUGUCAUGCUUGCCAAAUUUUAAGCUAAAAUUGUAGCAAGUUUAAUGAAACUUUGCUGUGCUGAAAAAAGUAACUGGAAAAAAAGAAUACAGUCCCUGUAUUCUGUAGGCUUUCCUUAAAUUUUACCUCAGCACAUCCUAUGUGGGCUUUAGCCUACUUACAUUGUGCUGUCAGAUUGGCAUGCUUAGUUCAUAUUUGCAAGCAAAUUUGGUAGCCACUAGUUGGAAGGAAGGACUGGAAGUUGUAUUUAAAGUUUUUUCUCAGAUGAAGGCAGAAAACCGUUCUCUAUACUGUCCAUCAGUGUCUCCAGAGUGGCACACAGAUUGCUUAACAAAGAGUUUAAAAUUAAUUUCCAUAAACCAGAGAUGUAGAAAGCAUGCUUGGGGGCCUCAUAGGGCCUGCCAACAUCUCCUUUGUGGCCAACAGAGCACCUUUUUGAGUAAAUGAGGUUGAAACAUUGUGCCCAUUUGUUGGUCUUUUCUGAGAUAUUUUAAGAGGCAGAAAUGGGGCCUUCAUCCUUGCAGAUGUUGAAAACACUUCAUGUCUUUAAACUCUGUGACCACCUCCCAGGCCCCACUCACUUUUAAAGGGCUGGCGUUGACAUGCCACAUUAACCUUGGUGUGUCCCUCAAGUGCAAGUCCUGCAGCAGGGCAUCCUGAAUUAAUAUUGCUUUGAUUAACCCCUUUUUCUUUGGCUAAUGUUCUCUUCCAGCAGCUCUGCAAAGUAGGAAUUGCAGAGGCAGAUCUACGUGGAGAACAGAGUAAACAGGAUGAGAGCCAGGGCCACCAUUUACGAGGGGACUGAAAUCCUAGAAGCAAAUGCCAAAGAAGUACACUCUUCUAAUUCAGAUUGCUUAUUGCAGGCACGACAAAUUGUUCUCAGCAUUUUUCUGAAUAGUUAUAAUAUCGGACACUGGAAUUCUAGGAGAAAAACAAGCGGGGAUAUAAAAUGAUAGGAUGACAAUGCAUUGGUUAUGGAUAUCUUAGAAGAGAGUUUAGCUAAGAUGUAUAUAGAAUCUUAUGUGGCUGGUAAAGGGCUAAUAAUUGAGGCUUACGACGAUUACCAAAGGUAUACUGAUAAACAAAUGAUGACUUACAAGAGCAAGGCUUGUAUGAGCUAUGGAUAGCUUUGUUAUGUGUUUUGUUCAUAGUAGCAGUAGUACUAUUUUGCAGUGUUUGCAGUUCAGUCUGAAUCUUGCCAGAUGGAGUGAUUGGAGGGAAAAUGCUGCAGCGGCAGAGAGACAACUGUACAGUUCACCCCCUUGACUUUUUUUCUGUUUUUGCACUGAUAUUAGGACGAACGACAACAACAGAACACGUGCAUUGGUGUUUUUACUUUUGGGCUCCUUGACACAGGGCUUCUUGAACUCAGUAUUCUUGAGAGCAACCAGUUCCCUUCGUCAUGUGGCCGUAUCAAAUCCCAUUAGGGAAAUCUGGUUUCAUUGCAUGGCCCUUCCCUAAUGAAUGGGUUUAUUUGAUUUUUUUUGUUUGUUUGGGAGGGUGGGGAGUGGAUUUCAUUUGCAUGGACUGGGCACAUGAUGGAUUUGUAAGAUUUUAAAACACAGUAAAAUAGUUGAGGUGCACGAGAUUAUCACUAGCUGCUGUUGGCCAAAGGACCAACCUUUCACAGCAGAGAAAGCUGCGUGCUUGUUCUCUCCUAAGCCAUGAAGUGUGGCUAAUUUUUGAGGAGCAAGCCAGUGUUUUAUGGAGGGAGCAGAGCUGCCAAGGGAUGAAGCGUUACUGAUGAACGUGGUGAAUGGUCAUACAUUUCACUUUUUAUGGUCUUCACCUCAAAUGUUUCUAGCAACUAUUGUGUGAGGGUAUUUAUUUAAUUAUGUCUUGUAUUUCACAUGGAGGGGAAGUGAUUGUUGCAUGUUUUUAAUUUUGAGACCUCGUUUUAGAGAAGAUGGCUGUAUCACUGGGCAAAUCACAAAAACCUGUGUCUGUCUGUCUUUCUCUCUAUGUAUACAUGUUCUUUAAAGAGUGCACAUUAUUUUUUGAAGAUAAAAAAUGUAACUGUUUCAGAAUCUGAAGAAUCUGGUUUUGAUGCUUAAGAUUUUGAAAACCAGCUUCCUCUGAGGAAGAGAUCCUUAUACUGUAUCUCCACGUAGAACCACUUAUUCUGUUUGUUUGUUUGUUUUUGUUUACUGAUAUUUUGGUGAUUGUGUUUUUUAGAUGUUCAGUGUUUGUCCUUGUUGCAAUCUGAAAAUGCCAUUAAAAUAUUCAGCACAGUU
Candoia aspera is the source of this 5324-nucleotide messenger RNA. It is a transcript of the gene WDR37, whose product is annotated as WD repeat domain 37. Lineage: Eukaryota; Metazoa; Chordata; Lepidosauria; Squamata; Candoiidae. Bases 272 to 1759 code for a protein of 495 amino acids. Gene Ontology annotation, molecular function: protein binding. The transcript is spliced from 14 exons. The record is from RefSeq and is a predicted model, not a curated record.